Effrenium voratum is the source of this 4083-nucleotide messenger RNA. The record is from the annotation of a GenBank genome assembly. Lineage: Eukaryota; Dinophyceae; Suessiales; Symbiodiniaceae.
AUGGACCAUGACGGCUUCUUUCGCCUGGUGGGCGAUCUACUGGUGGCAGCGCUGCCGGGCUGCAUCAAAGCCUUCCGAGGCAAAGAGGCGUGGGAGCUGCGGAGGCUGCCCAGCCUGGUGCGGGACCUCUCCCUGGACGCGGCUGGGCGAUACGUGGCCAGCGCCUGGGAGGACGGCACCGUGGCGGUGGAUGCCGUGGACGGCAGCCACCGCUGGCGCUGCCAGCUGCAGGUGCAUUGCAUCGCCAUUUGCCCUCGCUACGUAACAGGCGAGCACUGCGGGCUCCGCAUGAUUUGCUCCGGCGGCGAGGACGGCCGCGUGCUGCUGAGCCGCCGCGGCCGCUUGGAGACGCGGCACUCCGUGCUGCACGGCGGUGAGGGUGCAGUGUCCGCGGUGAAGUGGCAGGGCUCCCUGGUGGCAUGGGCCAACCAGAAGGGGGUGAAGAUCGUGGACGUGGAGACGCAGCAGAAGGUGGGCUUCAUCCCACGCCAGACGGGCAGCGGGCGGCUGUGCUGGCUGGGCGAUGACGCGCUGCUCAUUGGCUGGGACCAGGAGGUGCUGCUGGCGGGGCUGCGGCGCCGCCACGGGCUGCACUUCGCCUCGCUGCGGCGCCGCGUCGCGGUGCCCGGGGAGCUGGUGGCCCAGUUCGCCCAGCUCGACGCCGCCCUGGCACCGCAGCCGGAGGCGCUCUGUGCCGCCCUGGCGCAGUGGCCCCCCGACGCGAAGCCCACCGCGGCGCUGAUGGCGAAGCUGCAGCAGGCACUGGGCGCUGGCGACUGUGACGAAGGCGCCAGCUGGGAUCCGCAGGGUGAUGAGCCCGAGGAGCAGGCUGCCGAGGUGCUGGCGUCUCUCCAUGAAGCACAAGGGCACCCUUUGGUUGCCGCGCGCUUCCUGGCGCGUGCGGGCAGUGGCCGGGUCUUCACUCUGCUUUCCCGGCAGCUGAGGGAAGGCCGCCUCCCGGAAGCCGCAGAUGGCUUGUGUCGGCUGCUGGCGCUGGAUCCGGCCCGCGCCACGCAGCUGGCGGCUAGGCACCCGGAAGUCUUCAAGCCUGAUGCUGUGCUCUCUGCUUUAGCGCCACUGGGAGAUUGCUGGGAGCUGCGGUAUUUGAGGCUCCUUUCCGAGAGCUCGGAGCUGGUUCCUCAGCGGGUGCUGCAGCUUACGGCAGACUUGCAGCCGCAUCGGCUGGGGCCGGUGCUUGAGCAAUUGCUGCAGCGCAAGGAGUUGCCACGCGAAGUGCUGGAAGAGGUGUUGGAGGUGAGCUGGGCCAAAGGGGCCCUAGAUGCCAGCGCUAUGGCGCUGGAAGCGUUGGGUCAAACUCGCGAGGCGUUCGAGCUGCUGCUGCAGCUGAGUGUCUCAAGGGCAGUGCGGCUGGCAGAGGCGCUGAGUCAGCAGCUGCUGAAGUUGGCACUGCAAGACGCGCAUGUCUGUGGCUCUGUGCUGGAGCUGCACCUGCAAGGUGCGCCGCUGCCGUUCAAGGCAAAGGAGAUCUUCCAUCGGCUUCCUCCAGGCUUCCAGGUGCCCGCCAUGGGCGUGAAGGCGCUGGGCACCCUGCAGCUGGCAGAAUCAGCCCCGGGGCCCAGCGCCGGGAUGAUGGUGGCCUUUACGCAGAUGCCGGCGUUCGACUUCGAAGACGGCGAGAACAUGAAUCCAAAUGCUGGUCGGCAGACGCCCAUUUGCCACAGGAGACCUUUGCAACGCCUGAACUUCAACAGCAUGGCGCUCUCGCCCACGAAGCGCAGAAAGCAGAGCCAUGCGGAAGAGUCUCCUCAGAAGAUGGCAAAGGAAGAGGGGCGGAAGUCUCCACGACGCGAAGAUCACUCCAACUUCAACCUUGUUUUGUUGGAGGUCUUCAGACGCAUGAGCUCCUCCGACAUCGUGUCGAAGGUGGCGCCGGUGUGCAAACAAUGGCGGGAGGUGGCCCAGAGCCAGGAGCUCUGGGCCCUGGCGCGGCCCCACCUGCGGCUGGUGGAUCAGUUUGUAGUCCUGGAGAAGGUCGUCGAACGACGGUCCAAGGGCCGCAUCUUCAAGUGCAAACGCCUCGGCUCCGGAGAGACGGUGCUGCUGCGCAUGGUAGACUUGGAGCUGACCAACGCUGGCAGGGACGAUGGCUUGCCGACCUCUUUCCUGCGGGAGGCCGCUUUGUUGUCGGAGCUGCGGCACCCCAACGUGAUCAGACAUUUUGGUGCGGAAAUUUUGGACAAGCGCGCGGUGAUGGUCACUGAGUUCGUGCACGAGAACUGGAGCAAUUGGUUUAAAAGGUUAGAGUCCACCAUGCGCUGCCAGCGUGUGGCUGACAUGAGGGACAAGUUCAAGCAGAUGCUCACAGGGCUCCAGUUCUUGCACUUCCAGGGUCUGAUGCAUCGGAACCUAAAGCCGGACAACCUGUUCAUUGAUCAGGCAGGAUGUGUGAAGAUCGGAGACUUCACUACCAGCCGGCUGCUGGACAUUCCGUUUCAGGCCUACACCCCGGAGGACCCCAAGGAGAGGGACCGCUCCGGCCGGGAGAUGCGGCGCCUGUGGUACCGAUCCCCCGAGAUGAUCUUGCGGGAGGAGAUCUACGGGCCCAAGGUGGACACCUGGUCUGUGGGCGCGCUCUUCAUUGAGGCUUCCACUGGCAAGGCCAUCUUCCAGUCAGAUUCCGAGAUCGACCACCUCUUCAAGGUCUUCCGGGUGGUGGGGACGCCCGACCUCUUGUCCUGGCCGGAGGUGGUGACCUUCAAGAACUUCAGUCCCAAGUUCCCGGUCUAUCAGCGCUUCGACCUGGCCCAGGUGACCCGGGCCUGCCUAAACAGCGAGGAGGACCAGAGGGCCCUGAUGCAGCAGGCCCAGACCGACAGAAAAGACAUCCUCCAGCACCUGAUUCAAGCCGCCAGUUGUGUGGGCCAGGAGGGCAUGAUGCUGGUUGACCGCUUGGUGACGGUGCCGCCUUUGGCGCGCGCCAACUGUGAGGAGGCGCUCAAUGCGCCCUUCUUCACGGGCCGCACCGCGGGGGUGGAGCAUUGGCUCCAGAGAGGCCGGCAACGGGGUGAGUCGCCUGAGCCUCGCACCCGCGCAGUUCAUAUGGACGAGACCCCGCCGGCGGUGCAGCGAUCCGCCGUGGAAGUCCCCCCGAUGUCCAUCCCCGCCAACCUUGUGCCUCCGCAGAUGGUGUGGAACAUGCUGAAUGUGAUGACGCAGCAGGAGAAGAGAGCCCAAGGCUCCAUUAGCCUCCCACCAGGCUUUGACGGCUACACGCGGGCCGCCCAUGUGGAUUUUGUCGUGCAGAUGGCAACCGCGCUCAGCCUCCGAGACAAUACGGCUCACUUGGCUUGCGCGGUGCUUGACAAGGUCCUGUCGCAGCAAGACAGGCCUGUCCCAGAGGAGCAGCUCAAGGUGGUUGCAGCCACAUGUCUGAAGGUCUCAGACGUCUUUGCAGAGCAGAGCAAGGAGUACUACAAGCAGGAAAAUUCCGUGGAGUACGCCGAGGCUGCUGCUGGUCACUCAAUUACUCCCUUGCAAAUCCUUAGCUGUGAGAAGGAGAUGCUGCCGAAGAUUGACUUCAAGCUUCAGCAGCCCACAAUUUGUUGGUUUAUGCAGUGCUACCUCGCUUACGCAAGGCUUUCCAUGCGGGAUGCUGUGGGGAAAACGGCGUCCUUCAUUGCGGACUUGAUGUUGCUUGACUUCGAUCUGCUGCUGUACGCGCCAUCCUUGAAAGCACAGUGCGCUGUGUUGAUGGCUGCGUUCUUGGUGCAGCAUGAAGCCAAGCCUCGUCAGCCGCUGGAUGAGAAAGAGCCCAACGCUACGACAGAGAGAUGUUCCAAGCUGGGAGCCUUGCAAGGGGAUAUUUUAUGCUUAGAGUAUUGGGACAGCCAUGUCCGAAACUCUGUUUGCAGGGGCAACUUGGCCGUGGAUGCAUCCAUGUGCCUGCAGGCAGUAGUCCGGACGCUGGGGGAUCGGAGGCGAGAAUGGAAGGCUUUGAAGCUGAAUGCGGUGGAGAACAAGCACGUGCAGCGUGCCAGAGCCCUGGCAUACCCAGACAGCUUUCCCGUGUCCAAGCUGGUGCGCUACAUCGUCCCGGACAACCAGCGAGCUUUGAUCCCAUGA